AUGAAGAGAAUAAGGCAGGAAAAAAGAACCUUGGCAGAGUUCCAUUGCGAAGUCAGUAAAGCACUUAAUCUUGCACUCACUAAAGUUGAGAUGGAUAGCUCAGGAAAUCCAUCACCUAUGAAAGAAUAUGCGAACAAGGAAGCUGUAAGGACAUUCAUUCUUGGUCUGAAUAGCAAAUAUACCAGCGGCACCCUAUAUAGCCACAAUCCAAAUGACUUAGAAACCGCUUACGCUAUCGCAAGUACAAUAUACCACGAUAACGUGAACUCCCAGUUCGACAUUCCGCAAUAUAAUCAGCACAGACAAUAUAAUAGUACAUUGCAGUAUCAAAACCAAGGCAGAAAAUAUUACGAGAUACCACAAAGGUACAGACCCAAAGUACAGGUGCAAUACAAUCACACUGCACCCAGGCAACAGCACGAACCAAUGAACGUAGCUCCAUCACAACAGUACACGAGAUCCGCAAAUAGGAAUCAUUCUGCUCCACAACAAAACAGCUAUGACCGCCAAAUGCAAGGAUUAGCUCCAAAUAAUCCAUUUCGAGGAGAUCCUCAAAAAAGAGACCGAAAUCCUUCAUCUCGUAACUACAACACACAACAGAAGGUACAACGUGUGAACCAAAUACGCGAGGAAAAACUUCAAUCGCUUGCACCAGAAUACGAAAAUGAUGAAUAUGAAACAGGCAGUGUUUUUUUAAGGCGCAUAAACGAUUUGGCGUGUCUGCAACGCCACUGCAGGGAUACAGGUAAACUAAUUAACAUCAUGAUCGACACUGGAGCAACCAACAAUUGCAUAAGUACAAAAUGCAACAUCGGUGAGUCUAUUUCCAUUAAACCUGUAAAAGUGAAAACCCUUCACGGUUAUUCAAUAACAAAAUCAAAAAAAUUGCAACACUAUUAG
This is a messenger RNA of Anastrepha obliqua, 900 nucleotides long. RefSeq lists its product as uncharacterized. The record is from RefSeq and is a predicted model, not a curated record. The transcript has a single exon. Lineage: Eukaryota; Metazoa; Arthropoda; Insecta; Diptera; Tephritidae. Bases 1 to 900 code for a protein of 299 amino acids.